Drosophila subpulchrella is the source of this 1111-nucleotide messenger RNA. It is a transcript of the gene Mt2, whose product is annotated as tRNA (cytosine-5-)-methyltransferase. The record is from RefSeq and is a predicted model, not a curated record. The coding region runs from base 74 to 1111 and encodes 345 amino acids. NCBI's taxonomy places the organism in Eukaryota, Metazoa, Arthropoda, Insecta, Diptera, Drosophilidae. Gene Ontology annotation, molecular function: methyltransferase activity. The transcript has 2 exons.
CUGCUGUUAAUGGCAGUGUUGGUAAACGUGCAGUUUAAAACGUGUAGCUUGUAAACAAAAAUAAAAGAUUGAAAUGGGCUUUCGAGUUUUGGAGCUAUUUAGCGGCAUUGGCGGCAUGCAUUAUGCAUUUAAAUAUGCGCAAUUGGAUGGAGAAAUAGUUGCUGCUAUGGAUGUGAACACCGUGGCCAAUUCGGUUUAUACUCACAAUUACGGAAGUGCUAUUGUAAAGACCAGAAAUAUCCAGAGCCUGAGUGUAAAGGAGGUUGAGAAGCUGCGGCCCAACAUGCUACUGAUGUCCCCGCCCUGCCAGCCCCACACCCGCCAAGGACUGCAAAGAGACACGGAGGACAAGCGGUCGGACGCACUUACUCACCUUUGUGGGCUCAUUCCGGAGUGCCAGGACCUGCAGUACAUUCUCAUGGAGAACGUGAAGGGCUUCGAGAGCUCGCAAGCGCGAAAUCAGUUCGUUGGAGCGCUCGAGAAGGCGGGAUUCCAUUGGCGGGAGUUUAUACUAACACCCACGCAAUUUAAUGUUCCAAAUACCCGACAUCGAUACUAUUGCAUUGCCCGCAAAGAUCUGGACUUUCCGUUCGCUGGCGGGAAGAUCUGGGAGGAAAUGCCGGCGAGCAAAGCUCAGGAUCAGGACCUUACGCAAAUCUCCGAGAUCCUAGAGGAAAAUGUAUCCUCAGAUUUCCUCGUGCCCGAUAAUGUUUUAACCAAAAGGGUUCUGGUCAUGGACAUAAUUCAUCCGGAGCAAAGUAGAUCGAUGUGCUUCACAAAGGGCUAUACCCACUACACUGAGGGCACGGGCUCUGCAUUUACACCCCUCUCGCAAGCGGAAUCACAUAGAAUCUUCGAGUUGGUCAGGGUAAUCGAUGAAAGCAAUCAGGAAACCGUGAAAUCGGAGGAAGUCCUGCAGCAACGCUUGGACCUCCUGCAUCAAGUUAAACUGCGAUAUUUUACACCUCGCGAAGUGGCUCGUCUAAUGAGUUUUCCAGAGGAUUUCAACUUUCCCGCAGAGACAACGAACCGGCAAAAGUAUCGUCUUCUGGGAAAUAGUAUAAAUGUUAAGGUCGUUGGCGAACUCAUUAAAUUGUUAACCACGAAAUAA